Arachis duranensis is the source of this 1320-nucleotide messenger RNA. RefSeq lists its product as uncharacterized. Bases 451 to 1074 code for a protein of 207 amino acids. The transcript has 6 exons. The record is from RefSeq and is a predicted model, not a curated record. NCBI's taxonomy places the organism in Eukaryota, Viridiplantae, Streptophyta, Magnoliopsida, Fabales, Fabaceae. Gene Ontology annotation, molecular function: protein binding.
GCAUGAUAUUUACAUUUUCCUGCUGCUGAAAUAACACUCCGGAUUGUCCAUUUCUCUUGUGGGGCGCCAAAAACCAUUACUCCAAAAGGCCAAAAUCAGCGAAGAGGCCCCUUUUUUACUCUCUCUCUCUCUCUCUCUCCAACGCAAACGCACCGAGUUAAUCUUGCUGACGUAAAGAUUCAACUUCUCUCAAGCUCUGUUUUCUCUUCGCCGACCCAAACAUAAACGGAAGAGGAAACAGGAGAAAUAGUAAAAAGGGAGACCGGGGGGUUUAGGGUUUUGAUUCGCUGCCACUGCUUCCAUUUCAGCAUUCGGUGGGCGACUGGGGUGUGCCCCCUUCCCUACCAUUGAAUCUGCUUUCUCCGAUUUGCUGCGAAAUUAGGGUUCGUAGUAGCUUUUGGGGCUAAUUGUUCCGUCGAUUCCGAGAACAGUGAGUAAAUCAUAGACAAGAUGUAUGCUGAUCGGGUGGACAGUGGAGUCAGGAGAUCCGCCAAGGAACGCCUUAACGGAAACACCGUCACUGAUUCUUCACGGCCGCAACGGCAAAUCACCGGCAAGAGGCAAAGGCAAGAUGACAAGUGGGAACAUGAUCUCUUUGAUGAUGAUGAUGGAUCCCGGAUCACUAAUCGCAAAGUUACUUCUCAUGAUCUUCGUCUUAAGCUUCAAAAGAAAGGUCUUCAACCGGCAACUCAGAGUGGAAGGAGUUCUGCUCCAAAUGUGCGGGAUCUUCGUGAAAGGCUAUCUGGGACAAUGACUGUGCAACCUAAAAACAUUGAUCCACCAAAGUCAAAGGUGGUAGCCAAACCAAGCAGUAAAAGUGUCGGUGUUGAGGCUCCUGCAGUACAGGCCAAGAGACCAUCUAAUUCAGUCCCUAAAAAGUUGCCACAGAAGGCUGAUAUUUCGGUGGAUGAUUUCUUGCAAUCAUUGGGUCUCGAAAAGUAUCUCAUAACUUUUCAGGCAGAAGAAGUUGAUAUGGCAGCCCUUAAUCAUAUGACUGAUGAGGAUCUCAAGGCUAUGGGUAUACCAAUGGGGCCAAGAAAGAAGAUACUUUUAGCGCUAGAGUCAAAGGUCUAAUAUUGAUACUCUUAGCUUGAAGCACAUGUUCAUGAAAUGGUGGUGGAUUGAUCAGCGUCUGAAAGCCAAGUGUAAUAGCAUAGCUCUUUUGACUGUCUUCAAUUUCUUUUGUAAUAUUAUUUCCCCAAAAUCUUAGACAUGAAGCAGGUUAGUUUGGAGUUAUGUUGGCAAAACCUGUCAACUUUUUGGAGCUUAUUAUACAUGUGCCUAUUAAUGAAUGCAUUUAAGGGGAAUUUGCCUUUAGAA